Echinococcus granulosus is the source of this 690-nucleotide messenger RNA. RefSeq lists its product as hypothetical. Bases 1 to 690 code for a protein of 229 amino acids. The record is from RefSeq and is a predicted model, not a curated record. The transcript has 7 exons. Lineage: Eukaryota; Metazoa; Platyhelminthes; Cestoda; Cyclophyllidea; Taeniidae.
AUGGUAAAUUAUGAAGAAAAAACUGAAAACCACAAGUGUGAACAGAAGUGGGCUGUGUCACGUUGUGCACAAUCUCAUGAUCAAAUAAGGUCGCGAAGUCCUCUUUCACAACAAAAGCAAAUAAAGAAAGUCUCUCCAAAUAUUUACUCUUUGAAAUUGAUUGGGAGAAUUCGUAAAAUUUUAUUAGUUUGGUUUAUUUUGGAGGUAAUUCGUGGAUAUUUUCCCAGAAGAGUGCCCAAAUUUAUAAUUAGUUCGUUAUUUUCUACUAAUGGAAUAUGUAUGGAGGCCAUAAUCACAAAGAAACUACAAAGUAAACAAAAAAUUAAAACAACUUCUGGGAAGGCAUCAUCAUCAAGUUUGCAGGUUGCAGUUCAGCUGACCAGUGGAGUGACACCGCAGUCUGAUGAAUUCGAAGGCAAUUUCACUGAACACGUCUAUUGGAAGCACAGUUAUCCGCAAAACUCACAGUAUCAGAAGAAUAAAAACAUUCAUUUAAUUGUUGCUUUUACAAUUUCGCUUCAACCUCGUCAAGAUUUGCCGUCUAGUUUCUUCACCUAUUUCCCAACAGAGGCCGAGGCAAAAAAUGAGCCAGGAAAAAGUGGAUGGAUGAACAAUAAAACUUGCGGGAUGAAAAACAAAAAAGUUAAUCAAUCAGUACAACAAUGUUUACAACCAGUUACAGUUCCUUGA